AUGGACCGUCUUGCUGAAUCGGUCAAGAAACACAAGAAUACCAGUAUUCUUGUGAACGUCUUUGGAAAACCCAAAGAGAAGAAGUCCAUCGAUACGGACCGCCAGCACUCUGCCGGAAUAGGUGGAGGCUGCAAGGGUGCACGGGAUGAAGGACUAGGCUUCAUCAGUUGA
Messenger RNA from Peronospora matthiolae, 171 nucleotides. Lineage: Eukaryota; Oomycota; Peronosporomycetes; Peronosporales; Peronosporaceae. The record is from the annotation of a GenBank genome assembly.